Epinephelus moara (kelp grouper) is the source of this 1691-nucleotide messenger RNA. It is a transcript of the gene nme3, whose product is annotated as NME/NM23 nucleoside diphosphate kinase 3. The record is from RefSeq and is a predicted model, not a curated record. The transcript is spliced from 5 exons. Gene Ontology annotation, molecular function: nucleoside diphosphate kinase activity. NCBI's taxonomy places the organism in Eukaryota, Metazoa, Chordata, Actinopteri, Perciformes, Serranidae. Gene Ontology annotation, biological process: UTP biosynthetic process; GTP biosynthetic process; CTP biosynthetic process. Bases 1 to 522 code for a protein of 173 amino acids.
AUGGCAGCCGUCCUUGGGAGUUUGUACUCCCGAAUCGAACUUGCCAAGUCCGAACUCCCAAGCUGGACCGGUGUGAAUGAGCGCACCUUCAUUGCCGUGAAACCAGAUGGCGUGCAGCGGAGACUGGUGGGAGAAAUCAUCCGUCGCUUUGAGAAGAAAGGGUUCAAACUGGUGGGCCUCAAACUUAUGCAGGCAUCUGAGGAUCUUCUGAGGGAACACUACUGGGAGCUGAGGAGUAAGCCUUUCUUCAAGGGACUGAUGAGCUACAUGAGCUCUGGACCAAUCGUAGUGAUGGUGUGGGAGGGUUUGGAUGUGGUCAAGACUGCACGUAAGAUGUUGGGAGAGACCAACCCUGCAGACUCGCUGCCUGGAACCAUCCGAGGAGAUUACUGUGUGGAAGUGGGCAGGAACGUGAUACACGGCAGCGACUCGGUGGUGAGCGCCCAGAAGGAAAUCUCUCUGUGGUUUCGACAGAGCGAGCUUCAGUGCUGGGAGGACAGCAGCAGCAAAUGGAUCUACUGAUGGUCCACAUGUGCUGUGUGUACUCUGUCCUGUGGGUAAACCGUUGUUUUUUUUAUAUUGGUGUCAUUACAAGAUGGAUCACAUCAUACCUCAGAUAUUUUUUUGGCUUUAGUAGUUCGCAGCCACACGGGAGAAAUUUUUUUUUUCAUAAAAUAUUUUUUUUAAAUUUGUCUCAACUACAUUUCUGAAAUGACUUAUAAAAAACAAACUUGCACUAAGUGAGCAAUAAUUGAUCAGUAACUUGACAGCGUCUGCCUCUGUUACAGUUUUCAUUGCAGUCUUUGUUUAGUCCAGAACGCUAACUCAUGUUUACAGCUUUUAAGCAGUAAGAUUAGAAUUUAGAGCAAUAAACUGACAUGAAAAUAGAUGCAUUUAAUCCACCCUAAAGCUAAUUUCUAUUGAAAGUACAGGAAACUUUAUUGACCUUACAAGUAAACAUGCAUGUGCAUAUGAGAGUUUGCAAAAGGAUGUGCAUGCUCUAUAUUUGAAGUUACACAUAUCAUCAACGCACAGUUAAUUUGUUCACCAGCUCCGUUUGUUUUUGGCACUUGAAAUUAACUCCUUUCAUUAUUUAUGAUGAAAAAUCUGCCAAUAUUUCUCCUAACGUCUGCUCGACUUGAAUCAAUCUCAGUCGACUGAGGAGUCUCAGACUGAUGAUUUGAAUCUCUGACCUUUACAGGGCAGCUCUAGAUAACACUGCAUGAGCUGUGUGAGAGUUUGUAAAUGGUUUAGAUAUAGUUUUCCUGUUGUUAAACGUGCCCCCCAAUAACUCCAAUUCACAAUAAAGUAAAAUAAAAGUUUUCCUAAUUAAAUCAAGGUAACUUAACCAGCACCAACAAUUAUUGUUACACAUGCAUAAUUUUCAGUUUCCUGUACCUUCAGAUUCUCUAAGGGUGUAAAACACAUCGUCACUUGGGACUACUUGAAUGUAAAGGGCAAAAGUUUCAAAAUAAAAUGCUUAACAGCUUUUGAGACGCCUAAAGCUCUAAUUUUGUAAACUUAUCAUGUCAGGCUUUGUUUCCAACUCAGAGAAACUGCACAGUAAAAUAUUAAUAUCUCCAGGAGCUGCUUUUGUCACAUUUGUGCUUUUCUAAAACCCCAUGAUGCUGUAUGAAAUGUAUGGGAACUGUCAAAAACAAUAAAUCUAAUCAGGAAAUGCUUUUUUUAAA